AUGAGAUUAGAUACACUCUUCUCGCUAGUUUCUUGGUUGGUCCCACACUUCUGGAACCAGGAAUUGCGUACGAUACAGGUUUCCCAAACCGAGGUGUUGAAAGUGACGGACCACGAGAAACUGCUACUCAAACGCCAGGGCGUGAACUUCCUCGAUAUCACUAGCUUUCCAGCGCUUUUCAAGUCAGAAGAGGGUCUGGAGGUCCCAGAGUACUUGUACCCCACAGAACUGGUCAAUGGUCAUAAAGUGACCGAGAUUGUUCAAAAAUGCGAUACCAAUGCCAUGUAUGACGACUUGGCAUUCUUCACAAGCUUCUACACGCGUUAUUACAAGUCGCUGUCUGGCUUUGAAUCUGCAACGUGGCUCUCUGAGAAACUGCGAAACGUUACAAUAUUGUUAGGUGAUAGAGUAGCUCAAUUCCACGUCGACCAUCACGACUGGAAACAGUUUUCCAUCAUCGUGCAAAUAAAAGGUACGGAAACUCCAGAAAAUGUCAUAGUAUUCGGAUCUCACCAGGAUUCCAUGAACUUAUUGUUUCCAUCUACGCUGCCGGCACCUGGAGCCGACGACAACGGCUCAGGAACAGUGACGAAUAUCGAGGCACUUAGAAUCUAUGCACAGUAUCUGAACGAAACACAAGACUGGCCAAGAAAUACUGUAGAGUUCCAUUUCUAUUCGGCGGAAGAAGGCGGUCUUUUAGGGUCGCUUGACAUUUUCACGCAUUAUGCUCAGGAGAACAGGACCGUGGUUGCGAUGCUCCAACAAGACAUGACUGGGUAUGUGCAAAACUCUAAGCGUGAGCAUGUGGGUGUUAUCACUGACUUUACUAGCUCUAUUUUGACGGACUUUAUCAAACGAGUGAUUGACAAGUAUCUAGAUAUUCCUUUCAUCGAGACCAAGUGCGGGUAUGCAUGCAGUGAUCAUAGCAGCGCAAGCAAAAACGGGUAUCCAGCGGCAUUGGUCAUCGAGAGUGAGUUUUCCAAGACGAACAAAUAUAUUCAUACUACCAUGGACACGCUGGACCGAUUGAACUUUGAGCACAUGGCUGAACACGUAAAGCUGAUAAUAGGUACUACUGUAGAGCUAGGCAACUGGAGAUUCCAAAAAAAAAGGUAA
This is a messenger RNA of Lachancea meyersii CBS 8951, 1116 nucleotides long. The record is from the annotation of a GenBank genome assembly. NCBI's taxonomy places the organism in Eukaryota, Fungi, Ascomycota, Saccharomycetes, Saccharomycetales, Saccharomycetaceae.